Molecule: messenger RNA, 1350 nt
Organism: Brenthis ino (lesser marbled fritillary)
Lineage: Eukaryota; Metazoa; Arthropoda; Insecta; Lepidoptera; Nymphalidae
Source: the annotation of a GenBank genome assembly
AUGCACUCUUUAUCCUUUUUCCUCUCAAAGUCUAACAAAGACGACACGACUUCGACACGAGUGGCGCGGGAUCGACACGACACGCGCUUUCAGAUGCACGGAGGAGGUUUAGGGCGCAAAAGCUUAUACUAUCCAUAUAAAAGCACCCACAAAUCAGUUUAUUUAAAAUUUAGAAGACUAUUAGACUAUAAUUAUGAAGAUUGGGAGCCUACCACAUCAUUUUACUUACCUGAUUUUAAUCAAACUAAUUCCACACAUGACGUUUCUAAAAUAGCAACUGUUACAGAAACAGUCUCCCGCACUGUACCUGACGUUACUAUAACAGGAGAUACUUUAUCUACUAUAAAUACGACGCUCCCAAAAGAUAAUUUUACAGCUAAAAGUAACAUAACAGUAACAAAAGAUACUUUAACUACAAUAAAAAAAGUUGUAAAUACAACAACUAAACAAACAUUUGUAGAAACCACUACAAAAGUGAAUCUAACAGAAGUUGUUACAACGAUAUCUGAUGUAACCAAUGUAACGAAUAUAAUAUCAAAAGAAACUAUUGCUAGUAAUAUUUCAGUUUUAGAAUUAAAAAAUACGACUACAACAGGUUUGAAUGAAGCUGAAGAUCUACUUAAAGAGUUACUGUCAUCGACGUCUAGUCCUGUGACUACACACGUUGUUUCUCCUCCAACUAUCGCUAUGUAUUCUCCCGGGACGGUUUCAGAUAGUGGACCCCCGCAUGUUAUAGAAAUUUCUACUCCAAAUCCAAUUCUUGAAGACAUAAAGGAAUUACAUCGGAAGGACGGAUAUUUUACGGCAUCUUUAAUCAUGCUUUUGCGCAUCCUGUUGACGUUCGAGAGAUCUUACAUAAGAACUUUACUGGGCACUUUAGAAUUCGAGUUAGAAAGGCGAGAUAGAGAGAAUCUUUUAACCAUUUUUGGAGGAAAACCAACAGAAGUGUUUCUAUCUGCCAUACAAAUAUUGGUGCCCGAGCCUUUGGAUGUAAUGCAAAGUCAGCUGUCCUAUGUCAUAUAUGCGUUAGAGAAUAGAAAUUCUAUGUUCAAAGAAGACAUCAACAGUUUAUUAGAUAUCACUAAUACUGUAUACUUACAAAGUGAUGCCGAAGAUAUAGCAACGGUUCUUGCAGACUUAAAAUCUUUCCCAAAUUCUUCUUCAGCUGAAGUUUUAAUUAACGGUUUAUUAAAAACAUUUGUUACUGAACCAUUCGUGAGGCUUCAUGGUUCAGUACGGGAGAAGUUGAUGAUAGCUGAGAUAAAUGACAUAAUAGAACAUAGGUUUGGGGAGCACAUAUUUAAUCGACGGAUGGGGUUGAUGGGAUAUGGGUCAACUGCUUUAUUCAUU